This is a messenger RNA of Apis laboriosa (Himalayan honeybee), 2192 nucleotides long. RefSeq names its product protein tyrosine phosphatase domain-containing protein 1-like. Lineage: Eukaryota; Metazoa; Arthropoda; Insecta; Hymenoptera; Apidae. Gene Ontology annotation, biological process: cilium assembly; protein dephosphorylation. The record is from RefSeq and is a predicted model, not a curated record. Gene Ontology annotation, molecular function: protein tyrosine/serine/threonine phosphatase activity. The coding region runs from base 187 to 2097 and encodes 636 amino acids. The transcript has 10 exons.
AAGUGUCUUUUUCAAUUAAUUAUUACUCCGUGCCGUGCAUUUUUACAUAGGGAAAAUUGUUGGAAGAAAAUUCUAUUCGAAUUGUCAAAUGUAUCUGAAAAUAGAUAGAGAGAAACUUAGAAUAUAACUUUAAUUUCUUUCACGGCAAUGAAAUGGACGGAAGGGACGUGAUUGUUUUAAAAUAUAAUGGAUGUAAGUUCACUGGUACCAGCUGGUUUUCAAGGAAACCAAGUGGAUCUGUGCGAGAUCCAGGCUGGUUAUAAUAAAUUUUCGGAGAACUUGCGAAAAUUCACUCCACAAGCCAUACAGUGCGCGAUCUUUUGCGGUGGUUCUAGGUGCAAAUAUGAAAACUCGAAAGCUUGGCCUCCUGUGCACAUGGCAAUACAGAACAUCUUUUCGCAUUGGGUGACAGACGAGGUUCUCGCGAUGGCACGACCGAACACUGCACAGAUAAUAAAAAAAAACAUAAUUGCACAAUUUCAAGGGUGGAGUAUAAAAACUAUAAUAAACUUACAAACUCCGGGCGAGCAUGCAAGCUGUGGUGGCCCUCUCGAAGAAAGUGGUUUUACUUACGAUCCGAAUGUCUUCAUGAAACAUGGCAUUUAUUAUUACAAUUUCGCGUUGAAAGAUUAUGGGGACGCGACCAUGAGCAAACUUCUGGAUAUGGUCAAGGUCGUGGCCUUCGCAGUGCAAGAGGGAAGAGUGGCAAUUCACUGUCACGCUGGGUUGGGCAGAACCGGGGUUCUGAUCGCGUGCUACCUUAUUUACAGUCUUCGUGUGCGAGCGAACGAUGCGAUACGGUUCGUUCGCAUGAAACGGCCAUCCGCGAUCCAGACGCGUGGACAGAUACUAUGCAUCCAAGAUUUCGAGCACUUUGUGCUUCCACAGAUGAUAGUUUUCCCUUUGAACAGCACGAUAGGGGAUCGCAAGCCUUGCAGCCUGCAAUCGUGUCUCAAAAAGCAGCACAACGUUCUGCACGGAUACGAGCAACGCACAUUCAAACAUAUUCCAAAGAUCGUGUUCGUGAUUUGCGAACGGAUUCUUCAACUGUGCGAUUGUCAAGAAGAUAAUUCUCCCUGUGAGAUCAAGUAUACGAUCUCCAGUACGCCUUUCACGCAAAAAUUUAUAUCUCACAUUUUGGAAAAGCUGAGGGACAGUAAAGGGAAUAUUAGACACUCUUAUUCCUGGACCGAGUCUCUAGCUGACUCUUACGAUUAUUCCAGUUCUAUAAAAGCGUGUGCAAGUGGCAGCCAAGCAUCUUCGAGAGGCACCUCGAAUGAUAUUGGUAGAUUGAGUGAUGUGUUCUGCACCUCUCCUGACACUCCAUCUUGCGAUUCGGUGUUCCCAGUAUUAGAUGAUAGUUGUAUGGAUGAUGUUCUUGGUGAUGGAAUUCACGGGCAAGAUCUCGUAGACAAUGAUUGUUACAAGGAAAUUCAGUCUCAUAUGAAUUUAAAAGUUGCUGCUCAAAAUAUAACUCUUCAAACUGUGACCACUGACGAAGCCAUCAGAGUUUUGAUCAGAGAUAAUGCCAUUUUAUCUGAAAAAACGAAGAAACGUAUCCAAGAUUAUCAGAUGGAUCUAAAUCAUAGAUCUACAGCUUGGCAGAGACUUCAGAUGGAAACUGACUUGGAUGUCCUCUCAGGAUUAUUAUUCGAAUGGCUGGAGACAUUAAAACAUCCCUUAUUGGACGUGGACAGUCUGAGUUACAUCGUCGUCUGGAGUUCCAAGCCUGAGAGAUGCUUAGAAAAAUUGCCUAGUUGCAAUAGAUAUUUAUUGGAAUAUAUUCUACGAUUUAUUAUCCGUUUAAGACCGAUGACGGUAGAAAAUCAAAGUUCCAUCACGAAAAGGUUUAUAGCCACGCUAACGCAACAAACGAUCUGGAUCAAGAAUGCCUUUUAUCCUUCCAAUAGAAAUUUCCAAAAGUUACGACGAGGAACAGAGGCUAAAUUGAACGAAUUUUUCAUUAGACUGAUGAAUUUGAUAGAGGAGGUGAAUACACAAGAAAUGGAGAAACCAUCGUGGUCUUCGAAAUGGGAUUUGGUUUCCACUCAAUUGAAAGAAAUGGAAACAGAAGUGGAACACGAAAUAUCUAAUUAGAUUGUUUAAGAUGAUCGUAGAAUAGCAUUAUAAUAUUUAUUUUUACAAUGUUCAAUGAUUAAUUGUACAAAUUAUUCGAAUAAAGAAAAAUAUUU